CGUCAGAAGAGGCUGCCUGCCUGCCUUAAAUUCAAAACUCCAUCUCCAGUCUCCACGCGCUCCUCCCUCCGCUCCUUCAUUUGAUCCUUUCAACUCUUUCCAUUUCCAUUUUCCAAUAUUGAAACUACACUACACGCUUAUCAUUCACUUAUAAUUCUGUAUAUAUGCACACAAGUACAAAUAUACCACCUUCAAUUUCAGCAUUCAAGCUCUUUCUAGAUUUCUUCUUUUUUCUGUCUCCAGUGUAGAUCGGCUUUCUUGGAAAGCGUGCGUUAAAUCUUGACACCGCGCCUUUGGAUUCUCGGGAUAUAUUCUUUUCUGUGGCUGUAGCAGUUGAUCCUUCUGACAUCCUGAUUUCAUCCUGCAAAGUUUUGUGACUCAAAAUGUUUGGUCUUAAGAAGUUGUCCCCCUUGAACAAGAAUACUAGAAACCACUCAGUUGAUCCUGGAUUUCAUACCUAUUCUAAUUCAAACCCUUUUGAUUCUGAUGAUGAGUAUGAUAAGAAGCAAACUGUCAAAGCCUCAAGGAGUUCUUCAGAGCCUGCUCUAGUUGCUCCAAAUUUGAGCACUAACCCCUUUGAUGAUGAUGAGACUAAAGUGGGGAAAUCCUCAUCAGCAUACUCCUUCACUUCAGCAGACAGAAACAGAUACAAGAAUGGUUUCCAUGAUUCAGGAGGAUUGGAGAAUCAAUCUGUACAAGAAUUGGAAAAUUAUGCUGUGUAUAAAGCUGAAGAGACUACAAAAUCAGUAAAUGGCUGUUUGAAGAUUGCUGAAGAGAUAAGAGAGGAUGCCACUAAAACAUUAAUCACCCUACAUCACCAGAGUGAGCAAAUUACUAGAACUCACAUGACUGCUGCUGACAUUGACUAUGAUCUUAGCAGGGGUGAAAAACUUUUGGGCAGUCUUGGGGGCUUAUUUUCCAAGACUUGGAAGCCUAAGAAGAAUCGUCCAAUAACAGGGCCUAUCAUCACUAAAGAUGAUCCAGUACCAAGGAGAGGUAACCACUUGGAGCAGAGGGAGAAACUUGGAUUGAAUUCUGCAACCAAAGGGCAGUCAAAUGCACGAAGACCACUCCCUGAACCAACUAAUGCAUUGCAGAAAGUUGAGGUGGAAAAGGCAAAGCAAGAUGAUGCCCUGUCUGAUCUUAGUAAUCUCUUGGGGGAGCUCAAGGAAAUGGCAAUGGACAUGGGGUCUGAAAUUGAUAGGAGUAAUUCGGCCUUGGAUCAUCUCGACAAUGAUAUUGAUGAGCUCAACUACAGAGUGAGAGGUGCUAAUAUGCGAGGCCGCCAUUUGCUUGGGAGGAAGUAGCAUCUGUUCAGGAUCAACUUGAUGACUUUUUGUUGUUCCUAAACCAUGUUUGGCUCCCUUUCUAUAGUAGAGCAGAGCUUAGAGAAUAACCGUUCAUUCGUUGUUGGUACCAUACUCCUUGAUGCGCAUUAUUGUUAUUCAUAGGAAUUUUACUGAUGUUUUUAUUCAUUGAACUAUUGAAGUUGGUCCCAUAUCAAAUGAAAACUCUAGCCUCUAUCAAGUAUGUUUUGUGUAUUCUGUUCAUUGUACUACAAUGAGUUUGUGUAUGUGGUUUGCGUGUAUGUACAUGUCAAUAUGUCAUGAUUCUGGAUUGGAUGAGUUCAUAUUGAUUCCUC
Messenger RNA from Ipomoea nil (Japanese morning glory), 1642 nucleotides. Its product is annotated as SNAP25 homologous protein SNAP33-like. The transcript has 6 exons. Gene Ontology annotation, cellular component: plasma membrane; SNARE complex. Gene Ontology annotation, molecular function: SNAP receptor activity. Bases 384 to 1307 code for a protein of 307 amino acids. Lineage: Eukaryota; Viridiplantae; Streptophyta; Magnoliopsida; Solanales; Convolvulaceae. The record is from RefSeq and is a predicted model, not a curated record.